AUGGCCGGCUCUUCAACUGCUCCCGAUGUCGAGACAUGGAAGGACAUCCGCAGACACGACCUCCGCAUGAUGAGGAAGCAAGUCCGCUACAUUGUGCUACUGAUGGCACUGAUUGAAGCCCUCCGGGUUGGUCCAAUACAGAUCGUCUACGCUGGAAAGCAUGGCUAUCCAGCCCCUGCAGAGGACGACUUCGGCAUUGCUUACACCGUGGGAUACUUUGUUUCCUGGCUCUAUGUCUGCAUCUUCAUGAUCAUCUGGGUGCCUUUCUUCCAGUGGUGGGUUGACAAGGUCUUCCCUGACACUCCCGAAGAUCCACUCAAGCCUUCUUUUGCGAUGAAGGUUAUGUGCUUCCUCAAGAAACUCAACAUGGUCCUCCUCCCCAUCUCGAUCGGCAUCUCCUUCCUCACCUACGCAUGCUACGUCGUCCACACCUUCGUGUACGUUGACAACCGCGCCUAUGGUUCGAAGACGCUCCCAAAGAACACCCGCAAGAACUGGGCCGUCCGUGCCUUCAUGCUGCUUGGUAUUGCCAUCACUACGAGCUUGGGCUAUGGGGCGUUCCAGAUCCUUGCCGAUAUGGAUCUCGCGCAUGUCAAGACCCUCGAAUAUGCCAUCGUCGUGGUGCCGGUUCAAAUCAACUUUGGAAUCCUCUUGGGCACAGUCAUGCAGUUCCGCCUGGAAAAGAGACUUGCACGCAAGCAAGGGUUGCAGGCUGCCAGAACGGAGGAGGGUGCCGCCGACGAGAAGGCUGCCCUUAUGGAGGUCUAG
Molecule: messenger RNA, 768 nt
Organism: Cladophialophora yegresii CBS 114405
Lineage: Eukaryota; Fungi; Ascomycota; Eurotiomycetes; Chaetothyriales; Herpotrichiellaceae
Exons: 3
Coding region: 1-768 (255 amino acids)
Source: RefSeq, a predicted model, not a curated record